Messenger RNA from Necator americanus (New World hookworm), 498 nucleotides. RefSeq lists its product as uncharacterized. Lineage: Eukaryota; Metazoa; Nematoda; Chromadorea; Rhabditida; Ancylostomatidae. The coding region runs from base 1 to 498 and encodes 165 amino acids. Gene Ontology annotation, molecular function: zinc ion binding; nucleic acid binding. The transcript is spliced from 2 exons. The record is from RefSeq and is a predicted model, not a curated record.
AUGUCGCAACGGAGAAUCAACAGAGAAGAUCAUGUCGAAUCGGGAGAAAGAAGAGAAGAUCCAGGCCUCAUGGAGAUAGUCGAUGAAGUAGAGGGUGAUGAGAAUGAUGUCGAAGAUAAGGAAAGCCCAGAGGAACCAACAGGGGUGGACCUCUUGGAACAAGAACACGCAGGCGACGAGCUAGCACAACACCUUGCAGGAAAAGAACGCCUCUUGGAGCAGCUACACCGGGCCGGGCAAGUGCGUGAUAGCGUUAAUGAUCCGCGAGUUGGAACAACAGCCAACGUGCCAUACCAGAAGGAGAAGGAAGAAUCACCUGGAACGCACGAAACAGUACAUCAUGUGUUUGAAAACGCAGUGUCCGGGAGACCUAGCUGCGGGAAGUUCGACACACGAUGCUUCUACUGCAACGAGUUUGGUCACCAUUCGGCGAUGUGCGACUUGCCGGAGCUCAGUGAACCCUGCUAUGAGGGUAGCGUACGAGAACGUUACAAAUGA